CCAUAAUAACGUCUCCUUAGUGACAGCUUGAUGCGGCAAAAUGGAUGUUACUUUCUGAAGUCGACGCUGAAAAGAGUACAAAAUGACUGACAUACUUUGUAAAUGGCUCAACGAUGAGCUUGAUAUAACGCAGCAAGUUGAUCAAGUAAAUUUUGCAAGAGAAUUUGCAUCAGGAUAUCUCAUUGGAGAAGUCCUGAACAAGUAUCAACUUCAAAGUGAUUUUGAUCAGUUCUCUCAGAGCAAGACUGCAGAUUCAAAACUCAACAACUUCACAAGGAUUGAACCAGUUCUUCAUCUCCUUGGUAUUCCAUUUGACACAAAUGUCGCUCGUGAUGUUAUGACAGAGAAACAUGGCGUGGCAACACGGCUUAUGUAUCAGCUCUAUGUGGCAUUGAACAACAAGAAAAAAGCCAACCUUACUGGAGUUGCCAUGGAAACAAUGCGGCCUGCUGCCCCAGCUAAACUGAAUGCUGUGGAAACUGGCAUUUACAAAGAAAGGCUGAAGCAUGCCACACCAAGACAAACAGAUCUGAACCUAGAGGCUUUGGUGCAAACAUUUCAUGAAAAGCAGAUAGAGAUGGAAAAGGUAGCCUUUGCUGAUCGAUUUCGAGAGCAGGAGAGAAUUAAACAGCAACAACAGGACCAACGAAGAGCUUUAUUGGCGAGAUCUCAAAGAUUAAGGGAAAAACAGAGUGAAAUUGUGGCCAAGAUACAAGCGGCCACUGUCAAUAUCCCAAAGCCACCACCAGAGCAGACGGCAAAAGCCAUCCAAAGGAGGAGAGAAAUCAGGAGACGAAGGGAAGCGUCUGAAACAGUAGAUGCCAUUUCUCAGUUUGAAGACAAAAUGAAGAUGAUUUUGCCCCCAUCCAAAGAUGAUGAUGGAGAGGUAAUAGAUGUGCAGUACAUUUUGACCAGAGAUGAGGAUCGUUUGAUGGAUGCCAUUGAGCUCAUCAAGCCUGCCUCAAAUGAUGACUACAUUGGGAAGAUCAGAAAGAGGCUGCAUGAAGACGAGUCUGCUCGAGCUGAGCGGGAAAAGAGAAGGCGGAAGGUUCUGGUGGAUCAAAUGAAGGCCCAUGAAUCUCAAGAGGAAGCCAGACGGGAAGAGAUGUUGGUGAAUCGCUUGAUGAGGCAGUCCCAACAGGAGAGAAGGAUUGCAGUACAGCUGUUGCAGGCCAGGCACGAGAAGGAAAUCAUCAGAAAGAACAGGAUCAUCCGUGAGAAGCAGUACGAGGAGCGAAGGCUAAAGGACUUUGAGGAUGCUCUCAACAGAGAGUCUGAAAUGGCUCGUUUGGCAAAACUGGAAUAUGAAGAGCAGACCAAAAAAGACCAGGAACUGCAUGAUAAGAUUGCAGCUGAACGUGCAGAGGCCAGGUACACCAAGCACUACGAGAGCUGUAAUGAAGUUGUAAACCAGCUGGUGGACUUCGCUUGCAAAGUGGCCGAGUACAGAGAACUGACUGAAAAAUUAGUACCAGCUAAGUUAAUGAGGGAGUGGAAGUCUUUGUUCAUUGCUGGUAAGCCUUUAUAUGAACAAGCCCCUCCCCCAGAGUCUACAGAACCCUCCCCAGAGCAGAUACUGGAGGAAGAAAGGCAGGCCUUGCUAGAUGAGGGUGACUUCGGUGAAUAUAAGACUAUGACAGGAGAGUGGCAGCCACCAGACAGUGGUGAAGUGACUCAGCCACCACGAGACAACCCCAUCACAGGGCAUGUCAUCCAGAGGCUCUUCAACAUGGUCUCGCCCCCAACUCCACCCCCACCACCUCCAGAGUUUCCUGCCUUCCCUAUCAGAGCAUGUGUUCUAGGGAAAGUGUUCAGUGGAAAGAGUACUGUUGUUCAACAAUUGGCUAAAGAACACAGACUGCAAGUUUUAGAUGUGGACACACUGGUCAGUGAGGCUGUGCAGGCCCAUGAGAAUGGAGAAACAAUGGCAGUCCAGGACAAGAAAAAAUCAAACAAAGUAAAAAAGGAACCAGAAGUGGAAGAAAUUAAGGAUGCAGCCCCUUCAGACCAGGCUCUACAGCCUGCAGGAAUUACAAUAAAUAUUCGUGCCCCGACUGGGGAAGGCUCAAUUACCCUACCAGAGACAGAUGUGGCCCCACCUUCUGAUAACCAGACAGAGGAGGUUCCAAAGACAGAUCCUGAUCCCACAGCUCCGCCAGCCACAGAACAACCCCAACCCCAAGAACUUCCCCCUCCCAGUCCUCUCAAAAGGACAAAGUCCAAAUUGUCGAAGGAAAAGAAACUAGUGCCUGACGAGCCUGAGCCAACUCCGAAAGCAAAACUUGGAGCCAAGGCCCUGAAAUACCUAAAGAAAGGGCAAGCCAUUGAUGAUCAAGUGAUCGUAGAUAUACUCAUAGAAACAAUCAGAUGGAUUCCUGAAGAAACUGGUUGGGUGAUAGAUGGUUUUCCCACCAAUCUCUACCAGGCCAAAGUUCUAGAGAAAGCCCUGACUGGAUUUGCUGCUGGUGAUAAAAAAGGUGACAAAUCAACCGCAAAAAUGAAGAAAUCUAACCUUGUCAAAGAUCCUCGUCCGACCCCGCCAGCCCCAGAACCUGCCAGUGGCCUGGAUGUGGUCAUCAACUUCGAGGUUCCUGAUGACCUGUGUCUUAAGAGGUCUGCUGGCCGAUUGUAUGGGAUGCAAGCCAAUGAACAGUACCACCAGGAAUUCAAACCACCACCAGAGGGUAGUAUGACAGGGGUAGGAAAACAGGAACAGGUAGUCCCCAUUCAGGAUAUGUCACAUGACCAGGAUCAAAUUCAACAAAGGAUAACAAGACAUUUGGACUCUUGGCCAAAGAUUGAGAAGUGGUACAAUAAGUUUGGAGUGCUGGCUCAUGUAGAUGCUUCUCAGGGAGCACGCUCUGUUUAUUUAGAAGUGGAGAAAAUCCUAGAGGAUACACUGGCCAAGCUUCAAGGAAUUGGAGUGGAGCCAGAGCCUGUCCCAGAACCAGUGGAGGAAAAGAAAGAAGAGCCACCUGCACCACCUCCAGAACCUCCAAAAGAGGAACCACCACCGGAGGAGAAAACAUCCAGAUCAUCAUCCAGAAAAGGAUCAGGAAAGAAAUCUCGACCAUCUUCAUCCAGAAGUAAAUCGCCCAAAGAUAAAAAGGGUCGAGAUAAGAGCUCCUCUCCCAAACGGAGCGCCAAUAGUAAGAAGUCCGAGGCAGGAAGUAAGAAAGGAAGCAGAGGUUCAUCACCAAAGUCAAAGAAAGGGUCUGGUAAGAAGGGUAAGACCCCUGAACCAGAACCAGAACCGGAACCACAAGAACCAACGGGUCCACCCCCACCAGAACCGGGAUCAGAGGAGUGGGAAUUUGUCAAUCUGCCUCUUGAAAAAGAACUGGCAGAAGUUUUGGCUAAAUACUGGGAGAAUGUGGAAAAAACUUAUGUUGGGAACAGUAAACAUGUUUUCCGUAAGCUGAGAGAGGAAAGAGAGAACAUCUACAGAUACUUCUUUCAGAUCAAAAAGGACUAUCUUGCUUAUCUACGUCGACCAGACAAUAAGGAGGUUUAUGUUAACCAAUGGCAAAAGGAAUAUAAUGAUGUACCAGAUGACAUGCGAGAGGACGAAGAAACCAAAGCAGAACUUCACCAACGGGUGGAUGACCUCAGGGUCAAAUUAUGGGACAUCUGUGAUGAACGCAAGGCACAGGCUGAGAAGGAAAGGCAGGCCAUCAUGGACGACGGUUGGUUGGACGAUCGACUGGGACUGCUCAGUAAUUUCUACUUGACUCAGAUGCAGGGUGAAGUUGACAGAUACCAGGAUACAGUUCGAAUGUUGAAAGAUUAUUAUAAAGGCAUGGAUGGACACUAUCCUGAGGAACUCAAUACUAACUUUUCCAGGAUUCCUCUCAUUGAGCUUCCAGUGGAGAGAGCUGAGUCUCCUGAUAAAUCUGAGAGUGAGACAGCAUCCAACCCACCCCCAGCAGAGGAGAGAAGAGACAGUGCUAAAUCAGACCGUCCCAAGUCUGGUCGCUCAAAAUCUGGUCGUUCUAAAUCACCAAAAUCCCCGAAGGAAAGGAAAUCCAGAACUCCCUCCGCCAAGAAACGAGACAAGAGCAAGGAAAAGAAAGAAGCAAGUGAUCAAACACCAGCGGAUGAGACAGGCAAAAAGAAAAUCCCCUUGGUGCCCAGGAGACCUGUAUCUCCUGAUCCAGAUUCCAAAGCAGCAGGUGCUGGUAAGGACAAGAAAGACAAGAAACCAGGAAAGAAAGAUGAUGGUGGAACAGAGAGUCCUGCACCUCCAAUGGAUCCGGAUGAGAAACUCCUCUUUGAUGGCUUCCUGUCAGGCUCUAAUGCUCUCGCUACGAUUCUACAAGGUGAGCAUGCUGCCAGGGAGGCAGAGGAGGAAGCAGAUCGAAGGAGAGAAGAAGAGCAAGAACGAGAGAAAGCAGCUGCCGCUCAAAAAGCAGCUGCAGGAAACAAAAAAGGGGGUAAAAAGGGCAAAAGUAGAAGCCCUUCACCCAAGAAGAAAAAGGAUGAUUCCGCAUCUACUCCAACUCCAGUUUCAUCAGAGGAGUUGAGUGAAGAGGACAAACAAAAGAAAGAACAGAGAGAAAGAAUGAGACAGGAGUUUUAUUUUGCCAUUCAGGAAGAAGAAACUGCUGCUAAAAAGAGAUUAGAGUUGAUUAAGAGCCAUGGCAUUGGAGUGUUACAAGAUCUGAAGUCUAAAGCAGAUAAUUCCUACAAAGAAAUGAAUGACUGGCUGGGAGCAAGGUUCUUGAAAGAAAUGGAGAGCAUUGAUCAGAUGUCUGAGGCUAUCCGAUAUGCCAUUGAAAAGCGACAGAAAUUAAAAGAAGAGCUUGUGCUGCAACAAGAAGAUUUUCUUAUCAACACUGAGUUGAAGGUGUUGCGUUCUCCAAGCCCAGCCCCUCCUCCUGUCAUACAGGAAGUGGUCAUGCCUGAGCAUUUUACUGUUAGUCAGUUACUGAACCUAUAUCAACAGUUCACAGCCACAGGUCCUACUGGGGUCAUGUCUAAGCAGUCCUUUGUAGAGACUUUUGAGAAUAUGGUGUCUGUUGCAUUUGGAAUGGAGCAACUUCCAGAUAUAUGGAUGAAUAUCUCCCCUCAGCAGGUACAAGAAAUUGCAAAUGGGCUGUCAGCUAAUGUGGAAUAUGUGGAUUGGCGUCGGUUCCUGAUUGCCAUAGCCCAGCCUCUGCCAUCACCCACACAAACAGAACUUCUGGAGACCUUGCAAAAGUUCAAAACAAUGGACCAAAAAUCUACAGGCUUUGUUACUAGGGAACAAUAUGAUAGGAUGGACAUUUGGUUUGGCAGCCAGUCCAUGAAAGAUGAGGAGUUUGACCGGUCAGCAAAACUAAAGGCAGCUUUGUUUGAUUUCUUUGCUGACCACAGUAAAACACCACCAGUUAUGAAUUACGUUAGCAUGCUGAUGUACUUCAGUGCUUCUCCGAAUGCCAGUGAGGGGUUCCUCCGAGCACUAAGUGUAACCUCUGGCACACAUAUGCCACGACUACCUCGUCCUGAGUUAAGGGCCCCCAGCAGAUCUGACAGUAAUCCUGACAUUGUUGAGGAUCAUUCUCCCUCGCCACCGACUCCCGUAGACAUUCCCGAUGAUGCCAUCAAUGCCAAGGUGCCACUAGAAGCUCUGUAUCAGGUGUUACACCAUGGAGAGAAUGCCAGUGGUGACAGCCACCGUUUCAGUGUUUCGGCAGAUCCUGAGGAUGCCACAUCAAUGGAGAAGUUGUCCAGUGUAUAUCAGGAGUUAGGAAGUGAGAAUCUGGAACCUCUCUGCUACAAAGUCCUUGUUGAACACCCCCUGAUACAGGAUGUUAUGACUGCCUGCCAAACAUUUAAAUCUCUGGAUAUCCGUGGAAUACUAAAUAAUCCCGCCCAUGAUGUAGAUCUGCACAGCACAAAAACAUUGGAAUAGACAUAAUGCUUGAUGGGCAUUGCAAAUAUUGAGAAUUGAUAUACUGUAGUUUAAAAAAAGAAAAUUGUAUUUGAAUGUAAAGAUUGUGUGUGUGUGUGUUUUUAAAUUGUACAUAAAUACAUGUAUGUUAUAGUUUUUUCAUACAUAUGUAGAAUAGACCAAGCAUUUUGAUGUGAAUGUUAUACUCGUGUUUAUGCAAUCUGUGAUGGAUGUUUCACGACUUGUGACUCCAGCACAUACCAGAGGCACUGCAUUUGACUGUGAUCAGCACCAGGUGAUGGGAUUUGAAGUGAUGGGAGGGGCAAAUUCAAUACUGGCACAAACUGUAAAGGCGCAUUUUUUUUUUUAACCAUGUAUGGAUUUGUCGCUGGCAUUAUGGACUUCCUAUUAUGGGCUGGUUCCCUUAAAGGAUUUUGUCUUUAAAUUUGAUGGAUAUAUCAUAUGUGAUUUAUUUUUGUGCUAUAUGUCUAUUUUUUACAAGAGUAAGAUAUAAUUAAUGUUCUGUGAUAAUUUUGAAGAAAUAAUUUUUUAAAACAUGAAUAAUUGUUCAAUAAACAUGAUUUGAAAUAGAU
Molecule: messenger RNA, 6465 nt
Organism: Ostrea edulis (European flat oyster)
Lineage: Eukaryota; Metazoa; Mollusca; Bivalvia; Ostreida; Ostreidae
Product: sperm flagellar protein 2-like
Exons: 43
Coding region: 83-5893 (1936 amino acids)
Molecular function (GO): protein binding
Source: RefSeq, a predicted model, not a curated record